UGUCAGAGAUUUGAAAAAAAAAAAAAAAAAAAAAGCAGCCCCGGCGCUGGCGGAGACGCGCUCUCCCUGCAAAAAAAGCAAAGGCGAUUAAAGGCGCUGCCAGCCUCGCGCUCUGGGCACAGCUGAGCGUGACACUCGGGGAAGUCAAACCCCUCACUACUGCCUAGGAAAAUGGCUAGACUUUAAAGACGAUUUUUUUUUAAUCUUUAAGAAAAAAAAAUUCUUGGAGAUUUUUUCUUGCUUUCUUUUUCCUUUCCUGUUUUUUUUUUUUUCCUUUAUUUUUAGCCGUGGCUUACUCCCCAUUUAAAACAAAUUGAUUCUGGUUGCAGAAAGAAAAAAGAAAUAGCCAAGUGUCUCCAUAUCUGGAUAUCUACAAAUUAGAGAGAGACAGCGAGAUCUGCUCGAUAAGAGCGAGAGAUCCAGGCCAGGCGCCUGGGCUUUUUUUUCUGCACCCGCCCCGUGCCUUCGCUGGGGCUUUGCCGUCCUCCUUCCUCCGCACACCCCCACGGGCCGCUGGCAAAGUGGGGUGGGGAGCGAGGCGGGGGGGGCGGGGGCCGGCGCGGCGGCCGAGGCGGCGGGGCGGCCGAGCAUGGAAGAACAGCAGCCGGAACCUAAAAGUCAGCGCGACUCGGGCCUCGGCGCGGCGGCGGCGGUGGCGGCGGCCCCCGGCAGCCUCACCCUGAGUCUCAGCCCCGGCGCAAGCGGCAGCAGCAGCAGCGAUGGAGACAGCGUGCCGGUGUCCCCGCAGCCCGCGCCCCCCUCGCCGACCACGGCGCCCUGCCUGCCGCCCCUGGCCCACCACCCGCAUCUCCCCCCGCAUCCCCCGCCCCCGCCGCCGCCGCCGCCGCCGCCGCAGCAGCAGCAUCUCGCGGCGCCUGCUCACCAGCCGCAGCCCGCGGCCCAGCUGCACCGCACCACCAACUUUUUCAUCGACAACAUCCUGAGGCCGGACUUCGGCUGCAAAAAGGAGCAGCCGCCGCCGCAGCUCCUGGUGGCGGCGGCGGCGGCGGCCGGAGGAGGCACAGGCGGAGGCCGGGUCGAGCGUGACAGAGGCCAGACCGGCUCAGGUAGAGACCCCGUCCACCCGCUGGGUACGAGGUCGCCAGGCGCCGCCUCACUCCUGUGCACCGCGGACGGGAACUGUGGCCCACCCGACGGCUCCCCGCCAGCCACCGCCGGAGGCGCGGGCGCGUCCAAAGCUGGGAACCCGGCGGCGGCGGCGGCUGCGGCUGCAGCAGCGGCCGUGGCGGCGGCGGCGGCGGCGGCAGCAGCGGCCAAGCCUUCGGACAACGGCGGUGGCAGUGGAGGCGGCGUGGGGAGUCCAGGUGCGCAGGGUGCCAAGUACCCGGAGCACAGCAACCCGGCCAUACUGCUAAUGGGCUCAGCCAACGGCGGGCCCGUUGUCAAAACUGACUCGCAGCAACCCCUUGUGUGGCCCGCCUGGGUCUACUGCACGCGCUACUCCGAUCGCCCGUCCUCCGGUCCCCGCACCAGGAAGCUGAAGAAGAAGAAGAACGAGAAGGAGGACAAGCGGCCGAGGACGGCGUUCACGGCCGAGCAGCUGCAGAGACUCAAGGCGGAGUUCCAGGCGAACCGCUACAUCACUGAGCAGCGGCGGCAGACGCUGGCCCAGGAGCUCAGCCUCAACGAGUCCCAGAUCAAGAUCUGGUUCCAGAACAAGCGCGCCAAGAUCAAGAAAGCCACGGGCAUCAAAAACGGCCUGGCGCUGCACCUCAUGGCGCAAGGACUGUACAACCAUUCAACCACCACGGUCCAGGACAAAGACGAGAGCGAGUAGCCGCCGCCGGCAGAGGCCGCGCGGUCCGGCCGCCGCACCCGCGCCCCCUCCUGGCACCGCGGCCGCCGCCAUGUGGGCCCCACGCCCCGGGGAGAAAGAAUCAGCGUAAAGGAGGAAGGGAGCAACAGGGAUAAGAGAGAGAAAGAGGUUCCCAGAAUGGAGAGUCACAUUGGAACGAGACAUUUUUUUUUCAAAAGGGAGAAAGACUCAGACAGGUGCUAUUGAAAAAUAAGAUCAGUUCUCUCUUCACAGUAUAAGGGACGGAAACUACGAACUCCUUAAAGCUCUAUCUAGCCAAACAGCUUACGACCUUGUAUAUAUUUAAUUUCAGGUAAGGAAAAGAAUUAUGUGUAGCGAUCUCUAUUUGCUGGACUUUUUAUUAAUCUCCUUUAUUAUUAUUGUUAUAAUUAUUAUAAUUAUUAUAAUUAUUUUAUCUCCCGCCUCCGCCUCGCUGCCCCCGGCCCAGCUUCGUUUUCUUUUGAAUGUUAUCGCUUCUCCGGUGCCUCCCGUCCCGCAUCGCUAGCCCUCCGUUUCUCUGGGACUUUUCUUUGUGUGCGUGAGAGUGUGUUUCCUCGCGUGUCUGCCCUUCGCCUCUCCCCCUCCCCCCAUCUCCCCGGCCCCUUCUGUCCGUCUGUCUGUCCUGCCCCCGACCCUUUCGUUUUCUGGAGACUUGUUGAGAAAUACGACCCCACAGACUGCGAGACUGAACCGCCGCUACAAGCCAAAGAUUUUAUGAUGUUCAGAAACCUGUAGUCUGAAAUAAAGUGUACACUGUGCUCA
Molecule: messenger RNA, 2578 nt
Organism: Capra hircus (goat)
Lineage: Eukaryota; Metazoa; Chordata; Mammalia; Artiodactyla; Bovidae
Gene: EN1
Product: engrailed homeobox 1
Exons: 2
Coding region: 590-1798 (402 amino acids)
Biological process (GO): neuron differentiation; multicellular organism development; regulation of transcription by RNA polymerase II
Cellular component (GO): nucleus
Molecular function (GO): RNA polymerase II cis-regulatory region sequence-specific DNA binding; DNA-binding transcription factor activity, RNA polymerase II-specific
Source: RefSeq, a predicted model, not a curated record